Arachis ipaensis is the source of this 1151-nucleotide messenger RNA. RefSeq lists its product as uncharacterized. The record is from RefSeq and is a predicted model, not a curated record. Lineage: Eukaryota; Viridiplantae; Streptophyta; Magnoliopsida; Fabales; Fabaceae. Gene Ontology annotation, cellular component: chloroplast.
UCUCUGAGUAAAACCUCUUUCGGCAAGUCUUCAUAUCCAAACCCAAGCUCUAACCUCUAUUCUCUACUUCCAAGACACUAAUUUGAGCAUCAGGAUCCGGUUUUAAGAGCAAACUCACCUGUAAAAAUCAGUUCUUUCUUCCCAUGAAUUCUGUUUCCGUAGGUUCCUUCCACCCCAUAACCCCACCACUAUGCAAAUUCCACCAAAACCUUCAAUUGAAGCAUCAACGUGUUUAUCUCUGUGGCAGUGCUUUCAAAUUUUCAUCAAAUUCGCUAAAAUCAAAACCCACUAAGCCUAUUUCAACUUUGCUGCAAGCCACUGAGUCAGACACAGAUGCCCCAGUUUCAAUCCCUGAGGGUUCUGCAUCCGUUGUUUACAUUGAAGAAGUUGUUGAAAAGGACUGGUCUAUACUUGAUUCUGUUGAGUCAAAUUCUAAUGUAGAAUUCAAGAGAAGCAUUGAACGUAUUGUAUCUGCUGGGAAUGUUGAAGAGGAUUCAAGGGUCUUAGUCUCAACUGGGUCUGAAGAGUUUGUGGAUACAUUGGUGGGUUUGUGUAAGUCUCUUUUUGUGGUGCACGAUUCACUUCUAAUAUUGGCUCUUAUUAAAGAGAAAUAUGAUAAGGUUAAGUGUUGGCAAGGCGAGAUUGUGUAUGUUCCAGAGAAAUGGGCUCCUCUUGAUGUUGUUUUUCUCUAUUUUCUUCCUGCUUUGCCCUUCAAACUUGAUGAGAUUUUGGGGUCUUUGGCUAAGAAAUGUUCACCUGGUGGACGGGUGAUUAUCAGUCAUCCGCAAGGGAGACUAGUGUUAGAACAGCAACGAAAGCAGUAUCCGGAAGUUGUAGUUUCAGAGCUACCUGAUAGGACAAGUUUACAAAUUGUUGCGGAUGCCCAUUCUUUUGAUUUGGCUGAAUUUGUAGAUGAACCUGGCUUUUAUUUGGCUGUUCUAAUUGCCCAGGAGCUUAAAAACUAGAGUAGAGAUUCAUAGCAGUAGACAAUUUAGUUGGACUUUCUUUUUUAUGGUUUUUGGCUUUAUGAUUGUUACCUUUGAAUUUUUGGAUGAAAAGUGAAACUAUAGAUCAAUUCAAUGUUGCUGGUACAAGAGGCUUCUCUUUCUUUUCUAAAAUACAUUGUCCAUAAUUUUGGAAUUGUAUACUAA